Molecule: messenger RNA, 5900 nt
Organism: Oncorhynchus masou masou (cherry salmon)
Lineage: Eukaryota; Metazoa; Chordata; Actinopteri; Salmoniformes; Salmonidae
Product: sialoadhesin-like
Exons: 7
Coding region: 96-746 (216 amino acids)
Source: RefSeq, a predicted model, not a curated record
CAACAAAAUAACUCACACGAACUGACAGUAAGUUGACUCACUGUACAAGACCUCUCACCUUCACUUCACUCUACUGCAGGGUGGGAGAUGCAACAAUGUCCUUGAGAACAGCAGGAAGUGUGUUGGUGGUCUUUCUCUGGUCUGUAGCAGGUACCGUCUCAGCUGUUGAGGGUCACAGUUAUUUCCACGUGACUUACACCCAUCAGAGGAUCUGUACCUUGAAGGGGACAUCAGUGGACAUAUCCUGCUCUUAUACUUAUCCCAGUGGUCAUACAGUGUCUGAAACAAACUGGUAUACAAAAGGAAAACUUAAUAAAGCGCCUCAAAUCCUGAGCCCGGGGUAUGGAGGUCGUGUGGAGUACCUUGGAAAUAUGCAGAGUGACUCCAUCCUGAGAAUCACAGACCUGAGAGAGGAGGACUCAGCUGAGUAUAAGAUUAGAUUCAGAACAGAUCAGACAACCUGGGAGCCCACCAUCCCUGGAACAACUCUGACUGUCACAGGUCUGCAGGUGAAGGUGACUCCUGCCACUGUGACAGAGGGACAGAAGGUGACACUGACCUGUAGCACCACCUGUACUCUGAGUGACAACCCCACCUACAUCUGGUACAAGAACGGACAUGUAACCAACCAAUCUACCAGUCUGUUCCUAAACCCAGUCAGCAGUGAGGAUGCAGGCAGAUACUCCUGUUCUGUAGAAGGACAUGAGGAUCUCCCCUCUGAUGAAGAGACUCUCACUGUCACAUAAUGUGAGGGGACCCUCCCACUGAAGAGAACCACUACAGAACCUGAACUUAAGAGAACCACCACAGAACCUGCACUGAAGAAAACCACCACAGAACAUGGACUGAAGGAAAGUACCUCAGAACAUCAACUGAAGAGAACCACCACACAUCCUUGGCUGAAGAGAACCACCACAGAACCUGCACAGAGGAGAACCACCACAGACGCUAGACUGAAGAAAAGUACCUCAGAACAUCAACUGAAGAGAACCACCACAGAUCCUGGACUGAAGAGAACCACCACAGAUCCUGGACUGAAGAGAAUCACCACAGAAGCUGGACUGAAGAGAAUCACCACAGAUCCUGGACUGAAGAGAAUCACCACAGAUCCUGGACUGAAGAGAACCACCACAGAUCCUGGACUAAAGAGUAUCACCACAGAAGCUGGACUGAAGAAAAGUACCUCAGAACAUCAACUGAAGAGAACCACCACAGAUCCUGGACUGAAGAGAACCACCACAGAUCCUGGACUGAAGAGAACCACCACAGAUCCUGGACUAAAGAGUAUCACCACAGAAGCUGGACUGAAGAGAAUCACCACAGAAGCUGGACUGACGAGCUACGGUUCUAAUCCAAAACCAGGUCUCACACCUCUAUUCUCUUGCAACCAUAUCUAGAUGGUUUUCCAGACCAUGAACUUUAGCUUUUGAGUAAAUGCUGGAACCUCUCCUCCCCUCUGGACUCCAGUUGUUUACCUCUCCUCCCAUCAUGACUCCAGUGGUGGACCUCUCCUCCCCUCAGGGCUCCAGUGGUGGACCUCUCCCCCUCUCAGGACCAGUGGUGGACCACUCCUCUCCACCCAUGACUCCAGUGAUGGACCUCUCCUCCUCUCAUGACUCCAGUGAUGGACCUCUCCUCCCCCCAUGACUCCAGUGAUGGACCUCUCCUCCCCUCAGGACUCCAGUGGUGGACCUCUCCCCCUCCCAGGACCAGUGGUGGACCACUCCUCUCCACCCAUGACUCCAGUGAUGGACCUCUCCUCCCCUCAGGGCUCCAGUGGUGGACCUCUCCUCCUCUCAUGACUCCAGUGAUGGACCUCUCCUCCCCCCAUGACUCCAGUGGUGGACCUCUCCUCCCCCCAUGACUCCAGUGGUGGACCUCUCCUCCCCUCAGGACUCCAGUGAUGGAUCUCUCCUCCCCCCAUGACUCCAGUGGUGGACCUCUCCUCCCCUCAGGACUCCAGUGAUGGAUCUCUCCUCCCCUCAUGACUCCAGUGAUGGAUCUCUCCUCCCCUCAUGACUCCAGUGAUGGACCUCUCCUCCCCUCAGGACUCCAGUGGUGGACCUCUCCUCCCCUCAGGACUCCAGUGAUGGACCUCUCCUCCCCUCAUGACUCCAGUGGUGGACCUCUCCUCCCCUCAGGACUCCAUGACAGUAAGUUGACUAACUGUUCAAGACCUCUCCUCUUCACUUCACUCUGUGUGUGUGUGUGUGUGUACGUGUGAGUGUGUGAGAGUGUGAGAGUGUGUGAGUGUGUGAGUGUGUGAGUGUGUGUGUGUGUGUGUACGUGUGUGUAAGUGUAUGUGCGUGUGUGUGCGUGUACGUGUGUGUGUACGUGUGAGUGUGUGAGAGUGUAUGAGUGUGAGUGUGUGAGUGUGUGUGUGUGUGUGUGUGUGUGUGUGUGUGUGUGUGUACGUGUGUGUGUGUGUACGUGUGUGUGUGUGUGUGUGUGUGUACAUGUGUGUGCGUGUGUGUGCGUGUACGUGUGUGUGUGUGUACGGUGCAUGCUAUUUUAAGAGCUCUCAGAUCAACAGAUUGUUGUGGAGCCAUUUUGAAAAUGGCCUAAAGUAAGAGUUUUGAGUGAUUGAAUGAAUGCUUCGUAAGAGCUUUAGGAGUAGUAUAGACACAGUUGUGGUGGACUGUGUUUAGGAGUAGUAUUAACAAGAGUAGGUUUAACAUGAGACAGUGAUGGUGGGUUGUGUUUAGGAGUAGGUUUAACAUGAGACAGUGAUGGUGGGUUGAGUUUAGGAGUAGUAUUAACAUGAGACAGUGAUGGUGGGUUGUGUUUAGGAGUAGGUGUAACAUGAGACGGUGAUGGUGGGUUGUGUUUAGGAUUAGUAUUAACAUGAGACACAGUAAUGGUGGGUUGUGUUUAGGAGUAGUAUUAACAUGAGACACAGUGAUGGUGGGUUAUGUUUAGGAGUAGUGUUAACAUGAGACACAGUGAUGGUGGGUUGUGUUUAGGAGUAGGUGUAACAUGAGACAGUGAUGGUGGGUUGAGUUUAGGAGUAGUAUUAACAUGAGACACAGUGAUGGUGGGUUGUGUUUAGGAGUAGUAUUAACAUGAGACACAGUGAUGGUGGGUUAUGUUUAGGAGUAGCAUUAACAUGAGACAGUGAUGGUGGGUUGUGUUUAGGAGUAGCAUUAACAUGAGACAGUGAUGGUGGUUUGUGUUUAGGAGUAGUAUUAAAAUGAGACACAGUGAUGGUGGGUUGUGUUUAGGAGUAGUAUUAACAUGAGACAGUGAUGGUGGGUUGUGUUUAGGAGUAGUAUUAACAUGAGACACAGUGAUGGUGGCUUGUGUUUAGGAGUAGUAUUAACAUGAGACAGUGAUGGUGGGUUGUGUAUAGUAGUAGUAUUAACAUGAGACACAGUGAUGGUGGGUUGUGUAUAGAAGUAGUAUUAACAUGAGACACAGUGAUGGUGGGUUGUGUAUAGGAGUAGUAUUAACAUGAGACACCGUGAUGGUGGGUUGUGUUUAGGAGUAGGUUUAACAUGAGACAGUGAUGGUGGGUUGAGUUUAGGAGUAGUAUUAACAUGAGACACAGUGAUGGUGGGUUGUGUUUAGGAGUAGCAUUAACAUGAGACAGUGAUGGUGGUUUGUGUUUAGGAGUAGUAUUAAAAUGAGACACAGUGAUGGUGGGUUGUGUUUAGGAGUAGUAUUAACAUGAGACACAGUGAUGGUGGGCUGUGUUUAGGAGUAGUAUUAACAUAGGACACAGUGAUGGUGGGUUGUCUUUAGGAGUAGUAUUAACAUGAGACACAGUGAUGGUGGGUUGUGUUUAGGAGUAGUAUUAACAUGAGACACAGUGAUGGUGGGUUGUGUUUAGGAGUAGUAAUAACAUGAGACACAGUGAUGGUGGGUUGUGUUUAGGAGUAGGUUUAACAUGAGACAGUGAUGGUGGGUUGAGUUUAGGAGUAGUGUUAACAUGAGACACAGUGAUGGUGGGUUGUGUUUAGGAGUAGGUGUAACAUGAGACAGUGAUGUUGGGUUGAGUUUAGGAGUAGUAUUAACAUGAGACACAGUGAUGGUGGGUUGUGUUUAGGAGUAGGUUUAACAUGAGACACAGUGAUGGUGGGCUGUGUUUAGGAGUAGUAUUAACAUGAGACACAGUGAUGGUGGCUUCUGUUUAGGAGUAGUAUUAACAUGAGACACAGUGAUGGUGGGUUGUGUUUAGAAGUAGGUUUAACAUGAGACACAGUGAUGGUGGGUUGAGUUUAGGAGUAGUGUUAACAUGAGACACAGUGAUGGUGGGUUGUGUUUAGGAGUAGUAUUAACAUGAGACACAGUGAUGGUGGGUUGUGUUUAGGAGUAGGUUUAACAUGAGACAGUGAUGGUGGGUUGUGUUUAGGAGUAGCAUUAACAUGAGACAGUGAUGGUGGGUUGUGUUUAGGAGUAGCAUUAACAUGAGACAGUGAUGGUGGGUUGUGUUUAGGAGUAGUAUUAACAUGAGACACAGUGAUGGUGGGUUGUGUUUAGGAGUAGUAUUAGCAUGAGACAGUGAUGGUGGGUUGUGUUUAGGAGUAGUAUUAACAUGAGACACAGUGAUGGUGGCUUGUGUUUAGGAGUAGUAUUAACAUGAGACAGUGAUGGUGGGUUGUGUAUAGUAGUAGUAUUAACAUGAGACACAGUGAUGGUGGGUUGUGUAUAGAAGUAGUAUUAACAUGAGACACAGUGAUGGUGGGUUGUGUAUAGGAGUAGUAUUAACAUGAGACACCGUGAUGGUGGGUUGUGUUUAGGAGUAGGUUUAACAUGAGACAGUGAUGGUGGGUUGAGUUUAGGAGUAGUAUUAACAUGAGACACAGUGAUGGUGGGUUGUGUUUAGGAGUAGUAUUAACAUGACACACAGUGAUGGUGGGCUGUGUUUAGGAGUAGUAUUAACAUAGGACACAGUGAUGGUGGGUUGUCUUUAGGAGUAGUAUUAACAUGAGACACAGUGAUGGUGGGUUGUGUUUAGGAGUAGUAUUAACAUGAGACACAGUGAUGGUGGGUUGUGUUUAGGAGUAGUAAUAACAUGAGACACAGUGAUGGUGGGUUGUGUUUAGGAGUAGGUUUAACAUGAGACAGUGAUGGUGGGUUGAGUUUAGGAGUAGUGUUAACAUGAGACACAGUGAUGGUGGGUUGUGUUUAGGAGUAGGUGUAACAUGAGACAGUGAUGUUGGGUUGAGUUUAGGAGUAGUAUUAACAUGAGACACAGUGAUGGUGGGUUGUGUUUAGGAGUAGGUUUAACAUGAGACACAGUGAUGGUGGGCUGUGUUUAGGAGUAGUAUUAACAUGAGACACAGUGAUGGUGGCUUGUGUUUAGGAGUAGUAUUAACAUGAGACACAGUGAUGGUGGGUUGUGUUUAGAAGUAGGUUUAACAUGAGACACAGUGAUGGUGGGUUGAGUUUAGGAGUAGUGUUAACAUGAGACACAGUGAUGGUGGGUUGUGUUUAGGAGUAGUAUUAACAUGAGACACAGUGAUGGUGGGUUGUGUUUAGGAGUGGGUUUAACAUGAGACAGUGAUGGUGGGUUGUGUUUAGGAGUAGAAUUAACAUGAGACAGUGAUGGUGGGUUGUGUUUAGGAGUAGUAUUAACAUGACACAGUGAUGGUGGUUGUGUAUAGGAGUAGUAUUAACAUGAAACACAGUGACGGUGGGUUGUGUUUAGGAGUAGUAUUAACAUGAGACAGUGAUGGUGGUUGUGUAUAGGAGUAGUAUUAACAUGAAACACAGUGACGGUGGGUUGUGUUUAGGAGUAGUAUUAACAUGAGACAGUGAUGGUGGGUUGUGUAUAGGAGUAGUAUUAACAUGAGACAUUUACAUUUACAUUUAAGUCAUUUAGCAGACGCUCUUAUCCAGAGCGACUUACAAAUUGGUGAAUUCACCUUCUGACAUCCAGUGGAACAGCCACUUUACAA